AUGGACGGUUGCCUGUUUCAUCUGGUCAAGAACAUGAAGGCGAAACUCUCGGACCUCGGGCUGCUCCGGCGUUACAAGCAGGACGCUGAAUUCGCCUUGCUCGCCCGAAUGAUUCCGGCCCUUGCAUUCAUCCCGCCGCCGCAUAUCGAUGACGCUAUCAGCGAACUGGCGCCUGAGUUGCCCGAAGAACUGAUGCCGGUGCUAAAUUACUUCGAAGGCAACUACGUUGGGCGUUGGCGAUUGGCUGUUGGUCGAGAAGUAGUUCGCGCUCCGGCUCGCUCUCCGAUCUCCAUGUGGUCCGUGUACCAACGUACACUCGACGGCGAAGCUCGGACCAAUAACUACGCUGAAGCCGCGCACCAGCGCUUACAGGGCGAGUUUGUAGUUGACCAUCCGAGCCUCUGGAAGUUCAUCGAUGGAAUACGGAAGGUCCAACAGAGCCGAGAUGUCACCUAUGCUAGGUUUGUCGCGGGCCACGAGCCAGAAGCCAAACGCAGCAAAUACGUCGCUGCCGACGACAGAAUCCUCAAGAUUGUCAGAGAAUUCGGUCAGAGGCCGACGACUUACUUGCGCGGGCUUGCUCGGAACUUCAGGGUGGAGGCGUCGAACGGCGUGUCGCAAGCUGCUCCUGAGACUCCUCCUCCGGAAUAA
Galendromus occidentalis (western predatory mite) is the source of this 651-nucleotide messenger RNA. RefSeq lists its product as uncharacterized. Lineage: Eukaryota; Metazoa; Arthropoda; Arachnida; Mesostigmata; Phytoseiidae. The transcript has a single exon. The record is from RefSeq and is a predicted model, not a curated record. Bases 1 to 651 code for a protein of 216 amino acids.